CAGAAACAAAAUCCUUCAACUUAGCCUUCUAAGAACAGUGAAACUGAUCCACUCGUCACAAAAUACAACUUCAAGAAAGCUUCACCAAAUUACCCUAUCACUCUCUCAUGGCUCUUCAAGCAGCCUCUAUACUCCCUUCUACUGUCUCCAUCUACAAAGAGGGAAAGUCCAAUGCUUCUCUUAAGGAGACAGGCUUUUUUGGAGUUUCAGUUCCAAAUAAUCACCUCAAAGCUGAAUUCGACUGUUCUCUAAUAAAAAGCAAGGAAUUCAGGAAAAGGGAAUUACCAGUUAGAACAAUUAGGGCUCAAACAGCUACUACAACUCCAGCAAUCACUGAGGCAGCACCAGAAGCAAAGAAAACUUUAAGAAAGUGUGUUGUGGUAAUUACCGGAGCAUCAUCAGGUUUGGGUUUGGCCACGGCCAAAGCUUUGUCUGAGACAGGGCAAUGUCAUGUGAUUAUGGCAUGUAGGAACUUUCUUAAGGCAGAGAGAGCAGCUAAAACAGCUGGCAUUCCAAAAGAGAACUACACUGUCAUGCAUCUUGACCUUGCGUCUCUUGAAAGUGUCCGUCAAUUUGUGGAUACAUUUCGUCGUUCAGGUAUGCCACUUGAUGUGCUGGUGUGCAAUGCUGCAGUCUACUUACCCACUGCCAAGGAGCCCACUUAUACUGCUGAAGGAUUUGAGCUCAGUGUUGGGACAAACCAUCUUGGUCACUUCUUGCUUGCACGGCUGCUGCUUGAUGACUUGAAGAAAUCAGAUUAUCCAACCAAACGUCUCAUCAUCGUUGGCUCCAUAACAGGAAACACAAACACAUUGGCUGGGAAUGUGCCUCCAAAGGCUAACCUUGGAGAUUUGCGAGGGCUUGUGGGUGGCUUGAAUGACCUAAACAGCUCACCCAUGAUAGAUGGAGGAGAAUUUGAUGGUGCCAAGGCCUAUAAAGACAGCAAAGUCUGCAACAUGCUCACAAUGCAAGAACUCCACAAGCGGUACCAUGAAGAGACGGGCAUCACCUUUGCUUCCCUCUACCCUGGCUGCAUAGCCGAAACAGGCUUAUUCAGGAACCAUAUUCCUUUGUUCAGGACUCUGUUCCCACCCUUCCAGAAGUACAUUACUAAAGGCUAUGUUUCAGAAGAGGAAGCAGGAAAAAGACUUGCACAGGUUGUGAGUGAUCCGAGCCUGACGAAAUCUGGUGUUUACUGGAGCUGGAAUAAGAACUCAUCUUCAUUCGAAAACCAGCUCUCUAAAGAAGCCAGCAACGCAGAGAAGGCAUUGAAGUUGUGGGAGAUAAGUGAAAAGCUAGUUGGCCUGGCUUAAUUGAGCCCUAAAACUGGCCGAGUAGAACGCAAACUUCUUAAACAAGGCAAUACUGUGAACAAUUAGUCCUGAAGAUAAUGAACUCCUUGAAUGUUCUAGUUACCUCUUUUUGGUAAAUGCAGAUGCCAUAUACUUUGAAUGA
Molecule: messenger RNA, 1455 nt
Organism: Populus nigra (black poplar)
Lineage: Eukaryota; Viridiplantae; Streptophyta; Magnoliopsida; Malpighiales; Salicaceae
Product: protochlorophyllide reductase
Exons: 5
Coding region: 108-1313 (401 amino acids)
Molecular function (GO): protochlorophyllide reductase activity
Source: RefSeq, a predicted model, not a curated record